AUGGUUGCGAAUAAUGUGCAAUUAUCAUCAGACACACAAAGUGAAGAUUCAGAGAUAACUACUCCGACUUCGGAAAGAUCCCCUGAAUUGAGAAAUGAAAAUCCAACUUCCUCGCCAUCUAAAAAUUCAACUACAAAGUUUCCGGGGAAAGAUCUUCCUCCUCCUACCAUUGAUCAAACCCCCACGCGUUUUCUUGCUGCGUGUUCGAAACUUGAUUUGGAACCGAAUCCAUUUGAACAAAGUUUUUCGGGUGUCGCACCAAUCUCAGAUAGUGUGGGAACAAAUAGUCCAAAACCCAGUUUGCCUCCAGUAUCACAAAUAGAAAGUCCUAGCCUCCCAUCAAAUGAAGAAUAUGGUUGGAAUUUACAAUCUUUGCGAAGCGGUGCUUUAUCACCUUCCAUGCUAGCAGGUCCUCAAGAAAAUAUCAUGUUUGAUAGUAUUCCGCCAGGUCGCACAGGGACAACUCCACUCCCUUUCACUUCUUUUGCCGAACCUUCGCCUAGAUCCGCCGCAUUAUUUGGAGUCGCUGGUAACUUAUCCACUUCUAUCAUUAAUCCUGCUCUCCCUGUGACAUCUUUGUCAACUACUGCAAAUGCAACCGACCCAUAUGGUCGUAAUGUUUUUACUCAAGGAAUUCCUCGUACGCUCACAGAUUCCGAGCGUAAAAUUACAACGAAUUCCGUUACUUCCGUAUCUGUACCAAAAACGCAAUCAGGUGUAAUACAACCUGGAGUCACCACGUUGCCCUCAACUGGUCUUUUAAAUAUGUCAAAUGGAACUUCGGUCUCAUCAUCAUCAAUGAUCGGACAUCAAAAUGUUCUCGUCGGUAAUUCUACCAUUAACAAUCGUAAUAUGCUUGCUGCGUCAACGCAGGACACAAUAAGUAAUGCGCUGAUUUCGGAAACGAUCAUGCCAAAAACUGAAAAAGAUGAUUUCUCAUCUCAAACUAAUAACACCCUAAAUGCUCUGAAUAAUGGGCGACAAUCUAACGGCAUAAAUUCAAGUCUAUUGACACAUAAAGCAUCUUCUCUUUCGGAUUCCAUGGACGAAGAAUCUAUUAUUUCUUCCAAAAUUAACAGUUCAAGCUCUUUAAAGUCAGGAGCUCGCGGUACGAGACGAAAAGCAGAGGAACCACUCAUUAAUGAACAACCUUCCUCAAAGAAGAGUGGUCAAAAAGUAAAAAAUGAAAUGACUGAAGAAGAGAAACGAAAGAACUUUUUAGAGAGAAAUCGUCAAGCUGCCCUCAAGUGCCGUCAGCGUAAGAAGCAGUGGCUUGCGAAUUUACAAUCCAAGGUGGAAUUUUUGACUAAUGAUAAUGAGAAUUUACAAAAUCAAGCACAAUCUUUACGUGAAGAAAUCAUCAAUUUAAAAACCUUGUUGCUUGCGCAUAAAGAUUGUCCGAUUGCACAAGCUAAUGGUGUAAUGGGGUUGGAUUCGAUACAGCCAAACUCUCAGGGAAUUCCACAGAAUAUGAAUGGGAUGAAUAUUGGGCCAAACGGUGUUCCUAUGGGGAUGGUGCAAAGUGGGGUUGCAAAUUCGGGCAUGUCCAGUGGAGUUCAAGGGUCUAUGUCAAUGACGAAUGUGCAAGUCCCUCCACAUAUGUCAAAUCAUGUCACAGGCCCUCCUGGUUCUGGAUUAAUGAGAUAUUAA
Messenger RNA from Acaulospora morrowiae, 1650 nucleotides. The record is from the annotation of a GenBank genome assembly. Lineage: Eukaryota; Fungi; Glomeromycota; Glomeromycetes; Diversisporales; Acaulosporaceae.